Molecule: messenger RNA, 2118 nt
Organism: Brassica rapa (field mustard)
Lineage: Eukaryota; Viridiplantae; Streptophyta; Magnoliopsida; Brassicales; Brassicaceae
Biological process (GO): telomere maintenance via telomerase; meiotic cell cycle; double-strand break repair via homologous recombination
Cellular component (GO): DNA replication factor A complex
Molecular function (GO): damaged DNA binding; single-stranded telomeric DNA binding
Source: RefSeq, a predicted model, not a curated record
GCACUGCACGCGUUAUCUUGGUCACCACCUUAAACCCGAAAUGGUUUGGAGGUUUGUAUUGCUAACUUCCAUUCCUGUUUUAAGAUGUCAACUAUGGUUGGGUCAUAUCUGAUAUUAUUUUAUGUUAUAGGCGUCCUAUCUAUAUCUUCUAUGGCGUCUUCACGGGUAUUUCUGGAUGGUGAUGUCCAAGAAACGCUGUUGUACCUCAGCUGGUAAUGUUUAAGUUUCAUGUGUUGGAAUGCAACUUAUAUUACUCCGCCAUUGAACGUCUGGUUUACAUUCUUUCUAGGUUGGACUCGAACCUAGAUGUUGCCAGCAGAGUUAACGCAGAGGUGGUCACUAAGCCUGAGUUAGCGACACUGGGAGACCUCUUCUCUUAUAUGAAUCAGGCAUCCGCUAAGGUAUUAUAUUCUCAAUAUCUGAUACAUCCAAUAAGAUAAUCUAAGUUUCUCAUUGAAUUUUCAAACAUUUAUCAGGUUGCUUGGUUUGAGUGCACAGCAACAAUUUAUGAUGUCGUGAACGGUUCUGGAUGGUAUUAUAUAGGCUGCGGUGUGUGCCAUACUAAGGCAACAAAAGGUCCUACAACGCUUAUGUGUAAGAAAUGUGGGAAGAGUGAGAUCGUCGGUGUGCCGCAGUAAGUGGUUUAUAUAUAGCUAUACAAAUUAUUUGACUGCAAUGUUAUUAAUGUCUCUCUGUUACAGGUAUCUAUCAAAGCUCUCUGUAUAUGACCAUAGCGAUCAAGCCGUUUUUGUUGUCCUUGGUGAUGCUGGUGAGGAAUUGACUGGAAAGAAAGCUGCUGAGUUGGUGGAGCGAUAUUACGAGGCCAAUGAUAGUGUGGGAGAGGAUCACAUAGUUCCAGUGCCUCAAGCCAUGAUUGAUACCAUCGGACAGACCCGGAAGUUCAUUGUGAAGGUAUCAACCCACAACCUGACUGCCAAGACCCAAACUUUAACUGUGACAAAAGUGCUCCCACUUGAAGCCCCAGAACCCGAAGGCAACGUAGGAGUGAACGUUGGUAAGGAAGGUGAUAGUGAGAGUGAGGAUCAUGCAGAUAAGUUGGUGAAAAGGGGUGCUGAUGGGAUUGAGUCGGAAGGUGUGAAGCGUGCCAAAUGUGGCUAAUGAAGUUGUCUUUACUGGAAUUGUUUUGUUUAAUGCUAAGCUUGGUUUUUUUUUUUCUGGAUUUGUGUUUGCAGUUUUAACAAACUUUGCUAUGAUCUCUUUUGCUAAUAAUAUCUAUUAUUAAUCUCUUUUUAUGUUUUAAAGUUUGGCUAAACAAAAAUGCCUAUCUAUAUAUCUAUAUAUGAGAAAUCAUUAUACUUGCUUGAAGGCUGAAUGAGUGUGUAGGCUAUAUAAAAAUUUGUUCAUAGUUGCCAAAGCAUAGAGAUGUGGUUAUGGUCGGUUGAUGGGUCAAGAUUUAUGAAUAUGAUUUGAAUUUGUCGCAAAUUAUAAAUGGUUUAUAAUUUAAAUGGUGUCAUAACUAUGAACCGUCUUUAGAUUUUUCGAACUGGAUUUGUAUUAUGUAAAUAAAAGUUCAAUAUUUUUGUUCUUAUUUUUGAAAAUAAAUUAAUGUAAACAAUGUCUUUUAUUGUUAACCAAUGUAACUAAAUUUGCUACCGAAAACCCAUUUGCUCAAGAAAUAUCGACUAACAGCUCAUCCUUAUAUCUUUCAGAUCAAUUGAAUGAUAGAUAUAUUCCCAAUUAAAGAAAAUAUACCAGAAAUACAUUCUACAGAAAUUUAGGGUUCAAACUUAUAGUGACCUGGUACGUUUAGCCGCUAACAACAUUGUGGGCUACAUCUUUGGUUUAGUUUAUUUUAAAGUUACACACUAAAAACAAUAAAUAAACGUAUAUAGUGAAUUAGAAAAAUAUUUAAUUAAUAAAUUAGAUAUAAAAUUCUCCAAUAGUUUUAUUACUGACUUUUUGGACAAAAAUCCUUUCAUUUUUUUUUGAAAUAGUAUAGAAAAUACAAAGUCAAGUGAUACUUGAUAAAAAAACAAUUUUAAGAUACUUAUGAAUAAAAUUAUGAAGCAGACUCCUGAAGAAGAUAAUCGAAUUAAUAAUCACUGGUAAUAUGAACCAAAAUAAAUGUGAAAAUAAAUAAUAGAAACUGUUUUUUUC